GCCAAACCACCAACCUAUAGCCUAAACUACAACAUGCGCAUUAGUCAAGGCAAUCUGGAAUAGCCUACACGUCGGUGCGGUGGCGGCGGGUUUUGCGAAGGCUUCGGCUGCAGCAUCAUUCUCUAAUCUGUUCUGCCCUGUGUCUUGGAGUUUCAUUUUCUUCUGCCUUGCAACUUUGACUUAUUUAUCUUAUCACGAUCUCAUCCUUGUAAAACACGGACUGAUUCUGAUUAUUCUACAUGUGGGAGCAGUUCCUGUCGUUUUGCUAUUCCGACGCACGAGGGAAGAAGACGGGACAGCUGCCGUUCGAUAAUGUUUAGUCCGAAAAGAUCAGAUUUUUGUGACGACACGUUUUGAACCGUCACAUUGCUUUUCUAUUGUUUUUCACGGACACCUUUUAUUUACCCACUAUGAAUGUAUGUGGUAAGAAAGUAGUUUAUUGGAAUCUUUUGGGUUUAUGCAUUUUAUUUAUGUUUAAAAUGUGUUUUGUGUGUAUUAAGAAGAAUAACAUGACCGUUAUUUGGUCAUUUCAAAUAUGAAAAGUGUUAUUGAGGCUAUGCCUAGACCAUUUGUGUAGGCUAAUCAUCUUCGAAUGAAAGCGUAUUCUGUUGCACUGCGGUAAAUCACAGAUCUCAUCGCGCUGUCUGUCGUCAAUUGUUCGUUGUCACAUCUAUCCCUUGCCAGAUGUAGCGUUGCCAGAGAAAUUACAAGACGCUUUUCUACAGGUGCCGCCAGCCUUUUGUCACGAUGAGUGACUGAAAGAAAUUCAGACAGGUUUUUGCAUUAGUCUGAUUUCAAUCACUGAUUUCCUUAGUUUUUAUUCAAGGGGAAAAUAAAAUACCAAACAUUUACAAAGUAGCAUAACAUGUUUAUUUUGGACACAUUUUAGGAUUUUAGAUGUUGUGUAUCUUAUAUUCUCAUCAGAAGAAAGCCACCAGUAUUGACGAACAACUGCUAGCUACGUUAAUUUGUGUUUUAGAUAACAACAUUUUUAACUUGAAAGCCAUUUUUCUUAUCUGUGGAGUAUAGAUAAUAUUAGUCGAAUAGAGAAUACCAUACAGUAUAAGUAUAUAGAUGUAAAAUAUAGGCUCAAAUGUAUCCUUGACAUAAACAAUUGAUUGUAUUUUUAUCAAUUAUGUUUUAUUGAUUGUAUUACUGCCACUGGAGAUCUGAACAUGGUGAAGCUAUUUUAUAUAAAUGGUAUCUACAUAAAUAUAUCCAUUAUCGAAAUUAGAAUCUACAUUAUGGAAUCUUAGGUCCUAGGAAUCCUAUAGUCUUUGAUGUAGUAUUUAAUUGCGUUCUGUAAUUUGGGGUUGCCUACAGCUCAAAGUACAGAAAUGCUAUGGAACAAAAAAAACAAUAACAACUAAACAUCCAAACUGGGUCUGUUUUAUUGUGUUUGACGGUAUUAUAUGAGGGUACGGCCUUUAUUACAGUUCAAUAAAACAACAGUAAUAAAACAAAUUGUAAGAUCAACAAAGUAACUAUCUAGGAAGAAAAAGUAUUGGAUUCAAAACACUAACUUUUUUGUUUCAUAGUGAGACAGCUGUAUAAGCUGUUUUGCUGCUUCUUUCUGUCGGUGUUUGUGGAUUCUAUACAGCAUGAGUGUAUCCCAAUUAUUUGGAUUUUUUGCUCCACCAGGAUCUGAACAGACUGCAUCAUCUAUCUAAAUGAAUGAAUUCAGCCAUGCAAUGUUCCUGGAAGGCUGUGAUUCUGCUAGCCUUAGCGUCCAUAGCGAUCCAGUACACAGCCAUCAGGACGUUCACAGCCAAGCCAUUCCAGAUGUGUCCAGUGACAAUCUCCAACCCUCUGAACUGUGGCAUGCUGGGGCAGGAUGUGGUGGACUUGUCUUUUGACAAGCGGAUCUGUGACGACUUUCUUUACUUCUCCUCCAAUGUCUCCAGGAAGACCCAUGUUCUCAUCCUGGCCACGACCCGCAGCGGCAGCUCCUUUGUGGGUCAGCUGUUUAACCAGCACCAGGAUGUGUUUUAUCUGUUUGAGCCGCUCUACCACGUCCAGACCACCCUGCUCCCCCGCCUGUCCCACAGCAGGACGGCAGGCGACACCAGGGUGAUGCUGGGGGCUAGCAGGGACCUGCUCCGGAGCCUCUACGACUGUGACCUUUACUUCCUGGAGAGCUACAUCAAACCCCAGCCGGCCAAUCACAGUACAGACAAGCUGUUCCGGAGGGGAGCCAGCAAGGCUCUGUGCUCCCUGCCCGUCUGCGACGCCUUCAGUCCUGGAGAGUUGAACAUCGAUGAAGGAGAGUGCGUCAAGAGGUGUGGCGGUCUCAACAUGACGCUGGCGUCGGACGCUUGCCGGGAGCGGCGCCAUGUGGCCAUCAAGACGGUGAGGAUACCGGAGGUGAGUGACCUCAGGGCUCUGGUGGAGGACCCUAGGCUCAACCUCAAGGUGAUCCAGCUGGUUAGGGACCCCCGAGGGAUCCUGGCCUCACGCAUUGAGACCUUCAGGGACACCUACCGCCUCUGGAGGAUCUGGAGGGCCACUGGGAGGAGGCCCUACAACCUGGACCUCACCCAGCUUACCAUGGUCUGUGAGGACUUCCUGGGAUCUGUAACCACUGGGCUCAGCAAGCCCCCCUGGCUCAAAGGGAGGUAUAUGCUGGUCAGGUAUGAGGACCUGGCCAAGAACCCUCUCCAGAAGACCAAGAAGAUCUAUGAUUACUUGGGUCUGGUCAUGGACAAGAACGUAGGAGACUGGAUCCAGAACAACACUAGGGGAAGCAAUGAUCUGUCAGCCAAGCAUAAAUACGGCACUGUUCGGGACUCAGCGGCCAACGCAGAAAGCUGGAGGCUCAAAUUGUCUUAUGACAUGGUUGAUUACACACAGACUGUGUGUCAGCAAGUUCUACAGGAGCUGGGUUAUAAGACUGUCAGUUCGCCCGAGGAGCUGAAAAAUCUGUCUCUCACUCUCAUCGAGGACAAAACUUUUGUACCUUUUUUGUAGAAAAGCAAGGGCCAAUCACAACGCACAACUAUUUUUGUUAUAUUUACAUUGUUGCCUUCAUUUCCUCUCAGAUUUGCACUAAACCUCAGAAACCUUGACGACUCCUGUGGUAAGAUUUAAGACAUUCAGAACAGCACAAGAAACAUCAUUUGGGAAUGCUGUUUUAGAGAUUUUAGUAUCAAUGUUUUAUCGAUACUGAAGGGACACUAAUGUCAGGUUAAUUGACAUGAACAACCUACAGUGAAGCACCAUCCUACUUAAGAUCCCUGAAUGCUGACAGUUGCAUUGACAAAAGUGAAUGUUAAUAUUUGUACAUCAAGAAAACUGGACCUACUGUACAAUGUUGUUAGGGAAUGUACCUAAUCAUACCCAUAACUGAUACAUGCUGAGGUGUAGGCCUAUGACAAAACCAUGCAAUAUACAUUUGAAUGUUGCAGUCAAUUUAAAUGGUGUUGUUUAAAUGUUACAGAGGGUAAGAAUUAAGGAGUGGCGCUUUAAUCGUGUUGAUAUAGUUUAACUGAGGGUUGUCAAAUCCACCCUCACCAAAGGGUAAUGAGUGCCGGACAACAGUGAUUUUACAGAGGCUUCAUCCCAAAUGGCACCCUAUUCCCUAUCUAGUGCACUACUUUUGAUCAGGUUCCAUUGGGAUUUGGUCAAAAGUAGUGCACUGUGUAGGGAAUAGGGUGCCAUUGCAGACGCAAACAUAGUUUACCCUGAUCAUCCAAGUGUCAGCGAGGUGUUGGAAAUGUUUAGUUCGACUUCCCGGCCAACUACUGACGAUGUGGAGCAGGCAAGCAAUCGGAGACAGCUGCAGUAGCUGAUUAGUCUUAUACAGGUAAGCUAGCUCUGGUCUUCACAACAGUAUCAGGGUAGUGGAGUUUUCAAUCUCUGGAAGGAAUAGAAUUGAAUUGAAUAGAAUACAGUAGAAUACAGAAACUGACCAUUAUGCUGUCACAAUAAGUGAGGAAGGCCUUUGUUAUUAUCUAUUUAUUUAUUUAUUUUGAGUUAUUACUUUACAAACAUGUACUAAAAUAACUUACAUGAAACAGUGACAGGCUGGGAAAUGACCUUACCCAAUCCCCUUGGAAUCCUCUGAAAUAUUGAGGGGGUGAUGUUCAUAAAGUUGAGUUCUUUACUCGUCAAAGACACUGUUUUAAAACAUAUUUUCCUUUAUUAUUUUCCCCUAACCCUACCGUCCCUCCCCUUAUUGGAGUAAAUGAAUGGACAACAACACUUAGGCUUCUACUUCUCGCUUAUACAUACUAUAUACAUCUUACAGACACAGUAUA
Molecule: messenger RNA, 4256 nt
Organism: Salvelinus sp. IW2-2015
Lineage: Eukaryota; Metazoa; Chordata; Actinopteri; Salmoniformes; Salmonidae
Product: carbohydrate sulfotransferase 1-like
Biological process (GO): carbohydrate metabolic process; keratan sulfate proteoglycan metabolic process; N-acetylglucosamine metabolic process
Cellular component (GO): trans-Golgi network; Golgi membrane
Molecular function (GO): N-acetylglucosamine 6-O-sulfotransferase activity; keratan sulfotransferase activity
Source: RefSeq, a predicted model, not a curated record